Molecule: messenger RNA, 3258 nt
Organism: Drosophila yakuba
Lineage: Eukaryota; Metazoa; Arthropoda; Insecta; Diptera; Drosophilidae
Exons: 3
Coding region: 832-2787 (651 amino acids)
Source: RefSeq, a predicted model, not a curated record
UUUGUUGCGAGCGAACACCACGUAGACGUUGCUCAGACGAUGUUGGCCAGAUUCAUUUUCCAGAAAGACGUCGUCGCGUAGACAAGCCUGAAUUCGUUGCGGGCGCCAGUGGGACGACCCGGUGACCAUCGUCAAUUGAACAGUUGAACCAGAUCAGUCCAGCUGCAUUCUCCGGGAGGGGUAUAGAUCUCCCCUGCGCGUGCGCACAGUGUUAGUGUGAAGGGAGUUCCGUGACCAGAACCCCACGACGCCAUAUUUGUUUUCAAAGCGUUUGCUUGUGUGUGUGUGAUUUAGCUCCGCUGUGUGAGUGUGAUGGCAGACUUUGCUAGUUUCUAAGGCCGUGACAGCCCCUUUUAAUCGGGGUUCGUUUGCGCAAAUUCGAACAAGAUUUGCUACUGAUUAUUGAUUGAUGCAGUUUUCCAGCAACGUUGUGUGUGCGAAUGCAGUCACCCCGAUAUGGACGAGCGUGUGUGUAUGCGUACGCCCUUACUUAUGUGAACCCGAUCGAGAACGCGAAUACUGGUUUGACCCGUUGGGUCUGAGUGUGCAGCGCAAAAUAUCCGCUUACCUAAGCAAAAAAGUUUUCUGGCUUUGGCCUUAGAGCGGUACUCGGGCACAGACACAGCUACAGUGCCAGAAAUACCUGUGCAUACGACACGAACGUGGCCAGCACACAAAGCGAAACCAGAAAAUCCACAUUUUUCGACCUGCUCUCUGUGCCGUGCCUUUCCUCUCUUUCCAUCGCGCUCUCGACUGAAACGCUAUACCGAGACCAAAACCAAAACCACUAGAUACAUCUUUACGUGAUCGUAGGUAUAUUACGUAGCUGCAAUGGGCGACUCUACGCCCAUUUGCCGAUGUCGAGUACUUUAUUUGGGCAGUGCCGUGCCAAGGCAGAGUAAGGAUGGACUGCAGGGCAUCCAGGAGCCGCUGCGCAGCCUCUAUCCAUCGGAAGGGGCUGUGGGCGCCAAGGGCAUUGACAGCUGGCUGAGCGUCUGGUCUAACGGCAUCCUGCUGGAGAACGUGGACGAAAACCUUAAGCAAAUCACGCGUUUCUUUCCGAUCGAGUCGCUGCACUACUGCGCCGCCGUGCGCCAGGUGCUCAUUCCAGAGCGAGGAAACGCCCACCCGGAACCAAAGUUCCUGCCUCUGGACUCACCUUUCGCGCGGAUGCCGCGCGCACAGCAUCCACCCAUCUUCGCUGCCAUCCUGCGGCGCACCACCGGCAUCAAGGUUCUUGAGUGCCACGUUUUUAUCUGUAAGCGGGAGGCGGCCGCGAACGCCCUAGUCAGGUGCUGCUUCCACGCCUACGCCGACAACUCGUACGCCCGCCAGUUGGAGACGGGCGGAGGCGGAAGUGUCUACGGGACCUUAAAAAGCGGUGCCGUUAGCAAGUCCAGUGCCGACCUGACCAGCGUCGGGCUGGCUAACGGAGUUGGAGGCAGCAACCACCAUCUGGCCCUUUCAGCCCAAGGUGGCUGGAGAUCCCGGGCGGGCAGCACUACGACGCUAAAUAGCUUGGGUCGCGCUUCGAACGGCCACGCCAAUGGAUCAGCGAUGGGGAUGCAGGGGGGUAGCACGGGCAGUGCGACAGAAGUCUAUACAUCCGUCAAGAACUUUUACGAUAGCAGCGCUGAUCUCAACAUGACUGUUGAUGACGGAGAUGCGUCUUACAACGGCGACGAAAAUCAUAAGGUCUGGAACGGAUCACAGGACCAGCUGGACACCAUCGGACCACUAGAGAGUCCCUAUGAUCUGUUUGCGGGAAACACCUCCACCAUGGGAAGGCCUCUACGAGCGCGUCAAAUCAGCACACCUAUCGACGUGCCACCGCCACCAGUGAAGGAAGAGCGAAACACGAAGCGGGAGAAAAAGUCGACCAAGUCUAUUGGCAGCCAAAGCCUCUCCGGCACCCUCAUCAGGCCAAAGCCCAUGCACCCUUCCCCGCUGCAUGGCUCAGGAUUCCAGGUACCUGGCAGCAUGACCUAUGGGCAAGGGCCUCACGCCGCCCGUUACCAUACAAUUAGUCAUCGCGGCAUUCCCACGGGUCCCCCCAGCCACCUGUCCCAUCACCCGCCACCCCACCCCUCACAGCAUCAGGUCCAUAUGCUGCACCAAGCCAACAUCGGGGGCCUACCGCCCAUGCAGAUCCCAGUGAUGAUGCCUCAGCAGUAUGCGACUCUUCAGCCGUCGCGCUCAAUAGGCAAAAAGAAAAAAAAAGAAAAAAAAGGCGCGGGAGGUGGAGGAGUGCCCGUGGGCAUGCCAAUUGUACCGCCCAUCUACGCCUUUCAGCAACAGGCCAUGGGCGUUCCACCUUCCCAAUUGGCACAUUCCCUCAUUGGAGAGACGCGACCGCUGGGUCAUUCCAGCCGGAAGCUGGCGGCGUCAAUGAGCAACGGUCUGGACGACUCCGGUAACUCAGGCGCCGAAUCGCCAUCACCAGGUGGCACUGGCAUCUACAAGCGCAAAGGACACCUAAACGAGCGCGCCUUUAGCUACUCCAUACGUCAAGAGCAUCGCAGCCGGAGCCACGGAUCGUUGGCCAGCUUACAGUUCAAUCCGCCGGAUAUAAAGAAGGAGCGUGAGAUCGCCCAAAUGUUGGCAGGUCUUGACCUCAAUGAUGGCGAGCGACCGAAUACACUACAGCGGAAGCAAGCUAUGACAAUGUCAAAUGGCGGGGGACCUGGUCUAGGACCAAGCCAGCGUCAUCACGCCCAUCCUCCGCAUCCACAUGCCAUCUACGGGCCACUGGGGCCUGCCAGCAGCUUCGGAAAGCCCCGAAGAUAAAAGUUGAUUGUCUUGAUCUGCGCUCCAUGAUUUAUACAAAAAGAUUACACCACGUUGGGCGCUUAGAAUCGUCUAACAAUUCUUGAUGUACACCAGAUUAAGAAAACAGUGGCUAAAUAUUUUAACGGAGCUUUGGGAGUGUAAUCCCACACGGAAACCAACUCUACAUAAACGAAUAUUUGUGCCUUAUUAGGUUUAUACUUAAAGUGUGUGCGCUCGCUAGUAACCAUAAAUUCACGAGAUACCAUAUAUCAACCAUUAAUUAGUAGUGUAGAAUAUAAUGAUAUGAAAUCCCUAUCCGACUAUGUAACAGUCACAACGUUCUUUCGCCUAAGGAAACGCAUCACUGACGUUUUCGACAAGUCGGAUAUUUUUCCCAAAUCGUAUAAUUAUUAUGCUUUCAAAAAUGUACAAUAAAUACCUACAAUAAAAUGAACAUGUUAACAGAGCAUGAUCGUAGCCAAAAGCUAA